Molecule: messenger RNA, 3079 nt
Organism: Suncus etruscus (white-toothed pygmy shrew)
Lineage: Eukaryota; Metazoa; Chordata; Mammalia; Eulipotyphla; Soricidae
Gene: FLYWCH1
Product: FLYWCH-type zinc finger 1
Exons: 9
Coding region: 234-2327 (697 amino acids)
Source: RefSeq, a predicted model, not a curated record
GCGCGCGCCCGACGCCCAGCGAGGCCGCGCGCGCGGGCACGGGGCGCGCUCCCGAGAGGGCAGGUGGGGGCUGGGAGCGGGCUCGGGUGGCGGCGGCCGGAGGGACCUGGGGGCCGCGAGUUGGACUCCGGAGGCUGCCCAGUCCGAGGCCUGAAGCCCCAUCGCGCCGGCUCACCCGCCGCAGAGCCAUUGGAAGCAGCCCUGAGUGCUGGGGCCUGAGCAGGGCAGGGGCCAUGGCCAGGGUUCCCAGCAUGCCCCUGCCCGGGCCCAGGGAGCAGGAGGCUGCCAGCUGGCAGGCUGGCCAGACACCAUCUCCCGAGCCGCCCGAAGAGGCAGUCUCCAGGUCCCCUACCAACUCCAGGAAAAUCUCCAAACGGGUCAACAAGAAGAGAAGCAAUAAGAGGGGUUCCAAGCCUGAUGGCCGGCAUCAUGGUAACUCCCCGGAACUGUCCGAGCCUGACCCUCAGGCCAGCACCCCCCAGAUCCUGCCAGAAGAGCUGGAGGUGACUGUCCAGCCUGGCCCUCGUGCCCAGGAGCAGCAGCGUGGGAAAUCGGAGACAGCACGGCCAGCCCUAGAGUUCCUGCGCACCCCGUUUGGAGGCCGCCUGCUGGUGCUGGACUCAUUCCUGUACAAGCAGGAGAAGGCCAAGGGCGACAAGGUGUACUGGAAGUGUCGCCAGAGUGUGGGGCUACACUGCCGAGGCCGGGCCAUCACCCGUGGGACCCGCGCCACUGUCAUGCACGGCCACUGUCACCCACCUGACGAGGAGGGCCUGGAAGCACGGCGCCGGAGGCAGAAGCUACCCAUCCAGAACUCUGGGUCACAGUCUUCGGAGGGAUCCGGCCUGCAUCCUGGCGAGUCAGAGACCACUGCUGGGGGGCCAGCUAGCAAAUACAGCGCUGGAGAGUAUAAGGGGUUCCGAGGCCUGGCCCUGAUGAGCCUGCCCCCCAAGAAACGCCAAAUGCUGGGCUUCGGAGAAACCCGGGGGCUGGAGUUCCUGCGCACGUGCUAUGGUGGCAGCUUCCUGGUGCAUCAGUCAUUCCUGUACAAACGUGAGAAGACAGUGGGUGACAGGGUCUACUGGACGUGCCGUGAACACGCGUUGCAAGGCUGCCGCAGCCGUGCCAUCACCCAUGGGCAGCGUGUGACGGUGAUGCGGGGCCACUGUCACCAGCCUGAUGAGGAGGCCCUGGAGGCGCGGCGGCAGCGGGAGAAGAUCGCAUCCAGGCUGCCUGCCCGGCCCGUUGUGGAUCUGCUCGGCCGCAGGGGUCCUGGGCCGCUCUCUUUCAGCAGGCCCCGGCCCCGCAUACAGGCGAAGGCCAGAGAACAGCCAGCUGAGCCUUCAAGCUCCUCUUCUGAUGAUGAUGAUGAUGAGGAGGAGGAGGAGGAGGAGGACGAGGACCCGGGAGGCCCCGAAUUCCUGAAGACACCCCUUGGCGGCAGCUUCCUGGUGUUCGAGUCAUUCCUGUACCGGCGUGAGAAGGUGGCCGGGAACAAGGUGUACUGGACAUGCCGCGACCAGGCACGCAUGGGCUGCCGCAGCCGAGCCAUCACCCAGGGCCGCCGGGUGACUGUGAUGCGGGGCCACUGCCACCCCCCUGACCUGGGGGGCCUGGAGGCACUGCGGCAGCGGCAGAAACGCCCCAACGCAGCCCAGCAGGAUGGUGCAGGAGACCCUGAGUUCCUAAAGACACCCUUUGGGGGCACCUUCCUGGUGUUUGAGUCGUUCCUGUACCGGCGUGAGAAGGCAGCAGGCGACAAGGUGUACUGGACCUGCCGAGACCAGGCGCGCAUGGGCUGCCGCAGCCGCGCCAUCACCCAGGGCCUGCGCGUCAUGGUUAUGCGGCGCCACUGUCACCCACCUGACCUGGGGGGCUUGGAGGAGCUGCGAGAUCGCGACAACUUCCCCCGCUUGGCACAGACUGAGGAUUCAGAGACCUUCCAGCCCCUGGAGUUCCUGCGCACCUCACUGGGUGGCAGCUUCCUGGUGUUCGAGUCAUUCCUGUACCGGAAGGAGAAGAAGAUAGGCGACAAGGUGUACUGGAUGUGUCGUGAACAUGGUCGCAGGGGCUGCCGCAGCCGUGCCAUCACCCAGGGCCAGCAGGUGACCGUGAUGCGGGCCCACUGCCACCCACCGGACCUGAGAGGCCUAGAGGCAUUGCGGCAGCGGGAGAAACAUCCUAGCCCAGCGCCGCAGGAUGAGGCAGAGAUGAAUCUUCCACCUGAUGAUCAACUGUGCUACGAGUCUAGUUCUUCCGAGGACCUGCAUAUCUGUGUGGAGGACCAAGAUACGGUGCUGGAUGACACAGAUGACACAGCCCCCUGAGGAUCUGCCUGGGAGAGGUGUGUUCUCCCAUCCUCUGACCUUUCUUGCCCUUCUGAUGUGCUUAGAGAAAAUUCUUCACUCUUCCCAGCUUUGAGCCCAACCACCAUCUGAGGGGUCUCUGGGGCAAGGUGCCUCUGGGGGCCUCCAUGCGGACAGAGAUCCUGCACACCAUGCUGGAGGGGUCUCUGGGAGACCUGCAGGUCCUGGGGAGACUCUGCCACUCAGUUGUUCCCGAGUUCGGACUUGGCCCAAGACCUAUUUGUUCAUCACAACUUUGCAGCUUGGGGAGUCCCUGCUUCUCCUACGCUCUGGCCUUGGGGAAUCGAGGAGAUUGCUGAGCAUGUAUGGGGAGGACCCUCGGACCCGGGCCACCUGCUCUGUCAUCGCUCCAGGAACAGGCUGAACCGACACCACAUCCCAGGCCAGACUCUCCUUGGCCCAUUCCGAGCCUACAUCACUUUGGUUCCAGUCUAGAAGUUCAGAAGAAACUGGCUGAGGCCAAAUGAGGCCAGCAGAGACCUGGCGCCCCCUCAUUCAUCUGAAGCAAAGAAGAGGUGCCCUGCCCCUCGGGAACAGAGACACCUGGUGGGAGGUGGGGGAGCAGUUGACACCCCUGGGAAUGCCAUAGGCUACACCCUGUGACGAGGAAGGUCAUGAUGGAGCUGUCAGAGCCUGUUGCAUUAGCUAUGGGGGGCUGUGACCCCUCUCUAGCCUGCUGCUUCUGUGUUUCCCCCAAUAAACUUUUUUUUUUU